AUGUCAUCCAAAUUAUUGGCUUAUAUUUUACUCCUGUCAGUUCUUCAUACGUGCUCUCUAACAAUCGAGUACGAAGAGGACUAUGAGGAUGUCACUGUGAACCAAAUGCUGGCUCCCAAAUCACAGGAGACCGACGCCACGGAAAUACUCAACAAUUUACUGAAAGAAUAUGAUAAGAAACUGCGGCCGGAUAUCGGAGUUAAACCAACUGUCAUAGAUGUCGACAUAUUUGUGAACAGCAUUGGACCAGUAUCAUCAAUAAACAUGGAAUACCAAAUCGACAUCAUCUUUGCUCAGACGUGGACAGACAGCCGCCUCAGAUACAACAGCACAAUGAAAAUAUUGACUUUGAACAGCAAUAUGGUGGGACUUAUUUGGCUCCCAGAUACUAUCUUCAGAAACUCCAAGAAUGCAGAUUCCCACUGGAUUACAAUGCCAAACCAGCUCCUCAGAAUAUGGAAUGAUGGGAAGAUACUUUACACCUUAAGACUGACUAUAAAUGCAGAAUGCCAGCUGCAGUUGCACAACUUUCCAAUGGACGAGCACUCCUGCCCACUCAUCUUCUCCAGCUAUGGAUACCCACGAGAUGAGAUGAUUUACAAGUGGAGGAAGAACUCUGUGGAGGCUGCUGACCAGAAGUCCUGGCGCCUCUACCAGUUUGAUUUUAUGGGCCUGAGAAAUACUUCAGACAUAAUAAAGACUACAGCAGGUGAUUAUGUGGUAAUGACAGUGUACUUUGACCUGAGUAGAAGAAUGGGUUACUUCACCAUCCAGACUUACAUCCCCUGCAUCCUCACCGUGGUCCUCUCCUGGGUGUCCUUCUGGAUCAAAAAAGACGCCACUCCAGCCAGAACAGCAUUAGGCAUAACAACCGUGCUGACUAUGACCACUCUGAGUACUGUGGCCCGGACGUCACUUCCCAGAGUGUCUUACAUCACUGCCAUGGAUCUUUUUGUCACCGUCUGCUUCCUGUUUGUCUUUGCUGCUCUCAUGGAGUACGCAACAUUAAAUUGGUACUCAUACAGUACUCGAAGACCCAGUUGCAUGGAAAAUAAAAGACCAAACUACUCUGUCCUGGAUGUGAGACCUCCACACACCGUCAUCGCUCUAAACAACUCCAUGUACUGGCAGGACUUUGAGGACGCUUGUGUCUACGAGUGUCUGGAUGGAAAAGACUGCCAGAGCUUCUUCUGCUGCUAUGAGGAGUGUAAAGGAGGUGCGUGGAGAAAAGGACGUGUCCACAUAGAUUUACUUGAACUGGAUGCUUACUCUCGCGUCUUUUUCCCCACCUCCUUCUUGCUGUUCAACGUCGUCUACUGGGUCGGCUAUCUCUACCUUUAG
This is a messenger RNA of Scomber japonicus (chub mackerel), 1341 nucleotides long. Its product is annotated as gamma-aminobutyric acid receptor subunit gamma-3. The coding region runs from base 1 to 1341 and encodes 446 amino acids. Gene Ontology annotation, cellular component: postsynapse; synapse; dendrite membrane. The record is from RefSeq and is a predicted model, not a curated record. NCBI's taxonomy places the organism in Eukaryota, Metazoa, Chordata, Actinopteri, Scombriformes, Scombridae. The transcript has 9 exons. Gene Ontology annotation, biological process: monoatomic ion transmembrane transport; chloride transport; nervous system process. Gene Ontology annotation, molecular function: GABA-gated chloride ion channel activity; GABA-A receptor activity; transmitter-gated monoatomic ion channel activity involved in regulation of postsynaptic membrane potential.